GGGAGGGAGAGAGAGAGAGAGAAGGAGCGCAAGCGGGCGGCUCCAGUAAGUCCGCAGUCUCCUCCUGGUAUCUUCAAAUAUCAGCGCGUCCUCCUCUAAUUCUUCAUCUUCAUCAUCAUCAUCAUAUUAUCACGGCGGAUAUUUUGCCAUUUGCACGUUCUGCAGCAGGACCCAUAGUCCCUGAGCUCUUCAUAGCCGAGGAUCACACACAUCUCUGUCCUCCUCCUCCACAUCUCUCUUCUUCUCUCUGCUUCUCCGAACCGAAUCUCGGCUCUUCGUGUGUUUUGAAUGGAACAUGGCGAUACGGACUCGGUCCUUCAGCGCCGUGUGUCUGCUAACCGUCCAGCUCAUCAUCCUGAUCUUCAGCGUGCCGUGGAGCGGGGUGGAGAGCCUCACCUUCCCGCAGCAUUACACGAUAAUGCAUUGGGCUCGGAGGAUAGAGCAGGAGAUUGACCGAGUCCUGCAGCACAUCAGUGGAGCGCAGCAACUUAAAGGGCUGUACACUGAAAAGAGAAGGCAGUACACCCUCGUCAGGAACAACCCCAGAGAGAUAGUGGAGAACGUGGCUUCAGACAUCGAGAAGCUGCUGUCCAAGAAGAAGAAGGCGCUGGAGAAACUUGCAACGGAAGCAGAAAGAGUGCAGACUGCACAUCGAUGGCAGGACGGCAUCAAGGAGUGGGAAAUUGAGUACUACGACUCCAAGGCAGAGAUGGAUUACGACGGGGAGGAGAUGGAGUCUCAGAUGUCUCUGAAAUUGGAGUUUGUUUAUGACCCGAAUUUCAAAAACAAUGUAAACUACUCGUACACGGCCGUGCAGAUCCCAACUGACAUCUAUAAAGGAGCUCCGGUGAUCCUGAAUGAGCUGAACUGGACUCAGGCAUUGGAGAGGGUUUUUAUGGAGAACAGUAGAGAAGACCCCUCUCUGCUCUGGCAGGCUUUUGGAAGUGCCACUGGUGUCACCAGGUAUUACCCAGCCACACCGUGGAGAGCGCCCGAUAAGAUCGACCUGUACGACGUGAGACGGAGACCCUGGUACAUCCAAGGAGCCUCAUCCCCUAAAGACAUGGUCAUCCUCGUGGAUGUGAGUGGCAGUGUGAGUGGUUUAACUCUGAAGCUGAUUAAAGCCUCAGUAACAGAAAUGCUGGACACAUUGUCAGACGACGAUUACGUAAAUGUGGCACGGUUCAACGAGAAGGCGGAGGCGGUGGUGCCAUGCUUUAAACACUUGGUCCAGGCGAAUGUGAGGAACAAAAAAAUCUUUAAAGAACACGUGGCUCAGAUGCAGGCCAAAGGCACGACAGAUUACAAAUCAGGAUUCCACUUCGCAUUCAACCAGCUGCUCAACAAAACGAACGUCCCCAGAGCCAACUGUAAUAAAAUAAUCAUGCUGUUUACGGACGGUGGUGAGGACAGAGCUCAGGACAUCUUCGAGCAGUACAACUGGCCCAACAAGACGGUUCGAGUGUUCACAUUCUCAGUGGGGCAGCACAACUACGACGUCACGCCGCUGCAGUGGAUCGCCUGCGCUAACAAAGGUUACUAUUUUGAGAUCCGCUCCAUCUGCGCCAUCAGGAUUAACACACAGGAGUAUUUAGACGUCCUCGGACGCCCCAUGGUCUUGGCUGGGCGAAAUGCCAAGCAGGUUCAGUGGACCAACGUUUAUCAGGACGCCCUGGGUUUGGGGUUGGUGGUGACCGGGACGAUGCCUGUCUUUAAUCUCACUAUGGAUGGAAACUCACAGAAUCAGUUGAUCCUGGGAGUUAUGGGCGUGGACGUUCACCUGGAUGAACUGAAGAGGCUUGCACCGCAGUAUAAUCUGGGAGCCAAUGGCUACAUUUUUGCCAUCGACCCAAAUGGAUAUCUACUUUUUCAUCCAAACCUGCAGACCAAGGUGGUGAACCUGCCUGAACCUAUGACUCUGGAUUUCUUAGAUGCCGAAGUGGAAGACGGCAAUAAACAGGAGAUCCGAAGGCAGAUGAUUGAUGGCCAAGCAGGUGAGAUGACUAUCAAGACCCUUGUCAAGUCAAUGGAUGAGCGAUAUAUAGACGAGGCUGUACGGACUUACACUUGGACCCCCAUCAACGACACAGACUACAGUCUGGGCCUGGUAUUACCUUCAUACCGCGAGUACUACAUCCAGGCUGACCUGAGUGACGUCAUGCUCCAACUGCAGUACUUGCAGUCACUGUUGCCCAGCUCUUUUGAGUCAGCUGGACAUGUCUUCCUGGCCCCAAGAGAAUACUGCAAGCGUCUUCACAUCGCUGAAAACAACACCCAAUUUCUAGAGAGCUUCCUGUCACUGAUGGUGGAGAUCACACCGGAGACAGAGGACUGUGACCAAGGCCUGAUUCAUAAUGCAAUUUUGGAUUCGGGGAUUGUCUGGCAGCUGGCCACCAAGGCCUGGAAGAACAAGGACCUGAACACGUACGGCUUCCUGGCAUUGUUCGCUUCUACUGAGGGGGGUGUUACGAGAGUGUAUCCUAACACAGCGGCAGAAUCUUGGGAUGAAGAUUUAGAGCCACUGAAUUCCAACUUUUACCGGCGCAGUCUAGACAAUAAGGGUUACAUCUUCAGAGCCCCAACUCGCACCUCUUUGGAGGACCCACUCAUCACAGAGAACGGCACGGUAGGGAUCCUUGUCACAACUGCUGUGGAGGUUACGGUGCAAGGCAAAACACUAAAACCAGCAGUGGUGGGGGUUAAGCUGGAUUUGGAGGCGUGGGUUGACAAGUUCAAGAUUCUGGCCAGCAACGUGUCUGACAGCAGGCAAGGAUCUCACAAGUGUGGUCCUACCAGAUCAUGUGAGAUGGACUGCGAAGUAAACAGUGAUGACCUGCUCUGCUACCUGAUUGAUGAUGGUGGCUUUCUGGUGAUGUCAAAUCAGAGAGAUCACUGGAAAAAGGUUGGUUUGUUUUUCGGAGAUGUAGAUCCUUAUCUAAUGCACGCUCUCUAUAAUAACUCCAUCUACGCCCGGAGGCAGACGUUCCAGUACCAGUCUACAUGUGAGCCGACUGCCAGCAGCCGCACGGGAGCUGCAACACGCCACCUCUUCAUUCCCUCCAUCGCUGACUUGCUCAAUUUGGCAUGGUGGACAUCAGCAUUUGCUUGGUCUGUAAUGCAGCAGAUCUUCUACGGUCUUGCAUACAACACCUGGUUUAACACAGGUGAUUUUGCCUUUGCUGAAGAUACCAGAGGAAGCAGCAGCUGUGUGACUAUUCAGAGCCAGUUCUUCUUCACCAACACCACCAACUCGUUCAACGUGCUGCAGGACUGUGGGAACUGCUCCAGGUUAUUCCAUGCCAAGAGGAUAGAAAACACCAACCUGCUCUUUGUGGUGGCCGAAACUCUUCCCUGCAGUUCCUGCGAGAUUGAGAAACUCACACAAGUUAAGACUGAGUUUCAGGAGGAAAUUCCCUGUGAUGUGUUGAGCUCUGCCCGAUACCGGAAAGGACCCGAGAAGUGUUUUGAUUACAAUGCUAUGGAGAACACGUCGGAGUGUGGGCGGGCUCACUCUUUGCGCUGUCCAAUCGGGAUCCACAUCUUGUUCCAGUUAAUGUUACUUUACCUCGCCGUUCGGUCUUAAGUCUCUCUGUUGACCUUGCUCUCUUUUAUCCUCGUAAAACUUCCAUAAUCCCUGCAGCUUCUCCGCUCUUAUUCUCCUCUUCAGUGCAUCUUUUUUGCUUCCGCUGUCUUUCCAGAAUUUCCUUGGUCCUUUUUGCCAUAUUCUAAAGUGCUUUGAUAUUCUCAACACGUCCAGAUGGGUUGAUUGAGAUGCUGUGUGUCUUAGUAACCUGUCGUCGUGCAGAUCUUCUACAGACUAUUCUGGGUCUUGUAUUCAAGGAGAUUUUUAAAAAGAAAUAUAUAAUUUUGCUAAACAGGUUGCCGUAAUUGCAAAUAAUGUAAGUGUGCGUCACACCUGCUUGCCAAGUCCAGUGCUAUACUGUAUAGAUGUGACAUCAUGGGGGCGAUGGAUCUUGACCAGUGUUUACAAUCAUGUUUAAUUAUACAUAGAUUGUUUGUUUGUUUGUUUUUGUGCUAAACACCUUGAUCUUUGCUAGCGUUUCUAUCACACCAGGGAUUUGUGGCUGUGAAGUUUAAAAUUGUUGUCCAUUAUUAAGUCUGGAAGUCACUGAAGGUAGAAUGACACUUAAAAAAAGCAACAAUAUAUCAAAAAUGUCUAAAAGGCAUAUUGUGUGCACAAAUCUAAAUGACUGCCUGGUUUGCUACACAACAGUGCCUUGGUGCACUUAGUCCUCCUAUUUGACAAGACAUGAGGUACGGAAAUUAAGUAUGGCCAGUCCUGAGAAAGUAUCAGAAGGGUGGCAGCUUAUAAAUGUGCUGAAUAUAAUGAAAAAAUCUUUGUAAAAUAACAGUAAUAAUAGCGCUGGAUUUUAUUUUGGUACUCAUGAGGGCCUUCCCUUCAAGACUGUAAAAUCUGUACAACUUAAAAAUGGGCAGCUGUUAUUAAUUAUUGAAGUGUUAGAAUUUUUGAGAGUAGGCUUAAUUGCUUUGUGAGGAACUGAUUACCCAUAUCACUAACCUGUUUUUGUUUUGACAUGCAUUGCAGCAUAAAGGUUUAACAUCUUUUACAUACAAUAACAUCUGAACACCAUUAACUGAUUGAUUAAUGUUACCGCUAGACAGAGUUAUCUAAAAACUAUCCUAUAUUAAACAAAAUAAUUGUAAAAAACGUUGGCGCUGACACAGUUUCCAAUUGUUUAAUCAAAUUAAACUUUUCCCUUUGUUAAUCCAAGAACACUUAUCAUAGUCAUCCAACACCUUUCAAGUAAGAUAAUGAAAUAAUCGAAAGGCCCUUAUAGCAGUGAUGGGGGUUCAGCCAAGGUGAAUUGGAGGCGGUGGUGUUGACGAGGGUGCCUUAAAACCAACAGAAUUUUGAAAGGUUGCUGGGAAAUAAAUGAAUUAAUAGUAUGAUUUUAGAUCCUCACUCUGUUGAUGAUAAUACAUUGAUCUCUUCGACAGAGGCUCUAUCACUUCCGGAUCUAAAGCAUGUCAUGUCUGCAAAUUUCAUUUGACUUAAUGAAGUGAGAAGGUGGUGAAUGGAGUGUUUAAAAAAAAUGCAUUGUGUUUAUAGCUUCAUUCUCCCUCUCACAAACUCUGGGUUCUCACCUCAUGCUUCUCUCCAUGUGUAGGAAAGCGAUCUGCUUAUUUGCAAUUGCUACUUUCAUGUAAAUAUAAAGCUUUAGAACUAUGCUUUUGAACAGAGUUGUGAAAUGUUUUGUUGAUAAGACGAAUUUGUUUUUUUUUUUUCUGUGCAUGAGGGUAAAGUGUCUGUGCGACUGAUGAUUCCAGGGCUAAUACCAAAAUGGUUCCAUUUCAUUAUGCAGUGCACUAUAGGGCCUAAGGCUACGCUUUAAUAGCCACUCAACACCCUUUUUAGUGCAUUAGAUGUCAGAUAGGGAGCCAUUUCAGAGCACACGACUUCUCCACAGAGCGACAACUGCAGCUUGGAAACUGCCCAAGAUACUGACGUGAUAAUGUACGUUUAAAUCAUUUUUGAAGAAAACGAUUUUUGCAUUGGUUUAAAAAGCUUUCUUGUUUGUUUUUGAUAUGUAAGUUUACCCGCUGCAUGAGGAAUAUGUAUUUACUUGAAGUUUUUUUUAACCUUUAGUCCUGCCAAUGUUUUAUUUAAAAGUUUUAUUUAUUGGAUAAGAGACCACAGCUUUAAUUAAGGCAGAAGGAGAUAUAUUCCCUAUUUGGUAUUACACAGUAACAUUCUGCCUCGGCUCUAGUAGGGAAGAUUUUCAAAUAUUUCAAGUGAUGGAUUUUAUUGUUUUCCUCAAAUCCAUAUCUUUUGAUUAUGAUGGUUUGUGUACAUUUUCAAUAGAAUUUUGUGUUGAUGUUUUAAUAUUUACAAUGUUUAAAGUAAUAUCUUUAGAUAAUUUAAAAGUGUAAAUGGGGAGGCUGAGAAAGUGAGAAUGACCGCAUGAGAUCACUUUGUGUGGCUUUGAUUCUGCUUGAUGUUUGUAUUUUAUUAAAAAGGCUAUUUUGAAUUUAUUUAUUUGCAACUUAUGGAACAUGUAAACUGUCAUUAUUAUAUAAAAAAUGCUUUUAGAAUUGCAAUGGAUUAAUGUGAAUAUGGUGUUUGUCUCCCUCUUUUUUAACUAAUACUUUUUCUGCUGCUGUGAGGGGGAUUUAUUUUUUUUCCUUCAGUCUUCCGUAUUGUUUGUUUUGUACAAAUAGCACAAAAAUGUCUUGAAGCACUAACUUUGUAUCACAUGUCAUUCACCUCUUAGAAAGUGGGAAAAGAUGUUUAUAAGAAAAUUGGUGAUAAAGAUAUUCAUAUUUUUCACGUCAAA
Molecule: messenger RNA, 6317 nt
Organism: Silurus meridionalis
Lineage: Eukaryota; Metazoa; Chordata; Actinopteri; Siluriformes; Siluridae
Gene: cacna2d2b
Product: calcium channel, voltage-dependent, alpha 2/delta subunit 2b
Exons: 38
Coding region: 296-3583 (1095 amino acids)
Cellular component (GO): voltage-gated calcium channel complex
Molecular function (GO): voltage-gated calcium channel activity
Source: RefSeq, a predicted model, not a curated record